AUGGCCACCAAGGAUGAGGGGCUUUUGCAUGAGGGAGGAGGAGGAGCCUCCAGCCCCCCGCCCAAAGGUUUCCCACUCCCCUCCCAUCUGGCCUCCUCCACAGAGACCAUCCAGGCUGUGGAGGAGCGGAGCUUCCGCCAGCUGCAGGCCUGGCCCACCCAGCACUCCCCGGCCCCCACCUUCUGGACCACCGGCCUUCGUGGUUUUGCCCUUGUGCCCCAACAACUCCUUCUCCGCCCUUUCCUCAGGCUGCUGCCCUCCCGCACAGCAGAGGCGGUGGCAGGGAGAGGUCACCUGCGCUGGGAGCCCCGCUGUCAGCAGCCCCUGCCUGACGGAGCACAAGUCACCACACUGCUGCCCCCACGCCUCGACGGUCCCUGGGUCUCCACUGGCUGCGAGGUGCGCCCAGGACCCGAAUUCCUUACCCGCUCGUAUACUUUCUACCCCAAUCGCCUCUUCCGCGCCUACCAGUUCUAUUACGAGGACCCCUCCUGUCGGAAGCCAGCGCACUCGCUGCUCGUCAAGGGCAAGGUGCGGCUGCGCCGGGCCUCCUGGGUCACCCGGGGCGCCACCGAGGCUGACUACCACCUACUCAAGGUGGGUAUAGUCUUCCACAGCCGCGGCGCGCUGCUCGCGGUCGCCGGGCGCCUCGGCCAGAGCCCGGCCAGCAGAGACUGCGCCCGGCGGCUGCCCCCGGCCCGUACCUGGCUGUCCGGGGCCGUGUAUGAGCUGCUGGGCACCCGGGCCAAGCAGGACUGCGCGGCGACGCUGGGCUUCACCAUGCACGAGCUCAGCCUAGUCCGCGUACAGCGCCACCUCCAGCCGCAGCCCCGCGCCCCACCUCGCCUGGUGGAGGAGCUAUACCUGGGGGACAUCCACACUGACCCCGCGGAGAGGCGGCACUACCGACCCACCGGCUACCAGCGCCCACUGCAGAGUGCCCUGCACCAUGCUCACCCCUGCCCGGCCUGUGGCAGCGUGUCCCGUGCCGACGAGCACCACCCGCCUGUCCUGCCUCUGCAGGCAGCCCUGGCCCUGCACCUGCAUGGCCGCUGGGUCAGCUCUGGCUGCGAGGCACGGCCCGCUGUGCUCUUCCUCACCAGACUCUUCACCUUCCACCGGCACAACCGCUCCUGGGAGGGCCACUACCACCACUUCUCAGAUCCCGCCUGCCGGCAGCCCACCUUCACCGUGUACGCCGCUGGCCGCUACACCAAGGGCACGCCAUCUGCUAAGGUCCUCGGUGGCACCGAGCUUGUGUUUGAGGUCACGCGGGCCCACGUGACCCCCAUGGACGAGGUCACCGCAGCCAUGCUCAACUUCUCAAAGCCGGGCAGCUGCGGGGCACCGGGAGCCUGGUCCGUGGGGACCGAGCGGGACAUCACGGCCACCAAUGGGUGCAUGCCACUGGGUAUCAGGCUCCCCCACGUGGAGUAUGAGCUUUUCAAGAUGGAGCAAGACCCCCGCGGCCAAAGCCUGCUGUUCAUCGGACAACGGCCCACCGAUGGGUCAAGCCCCGACACCCCCGAGAAGCGGCCCACGUCCUUCCAAGCCCCCCUGGUCCUGUGUGAUGAGAUGGCCCAGGACUUCCCCAGACUCCUGCAGCAUAGGCCUCUGCUGGGAAAACCCCCCAGUAGCAGGGGUCCAUGUCCUCCUGUAGCCCCUCUCCCCUUUCUCUUCCUUGUUGUAGGAUUGGCCUUCCUUGGGUGGCUUUGA
This is a messenger RNA of Trichechus manatus latirostris (Florida manatee), 1716 nucleotides long. It is a transcript of the gene APCDD1L, whose product is annotated as APC down-regulated 1 like. The record is from RefSeq and is a predicted model, not a curated record. The transcript has 6 exons. Bases 1 to 1716 code for a protein of 571 amino acids. Gene Ontology annotation, molecular function: Wnt-protein binding. Lineage: Eukaryota; Metazoa; Chordata; Mammalia; Sirenia; Trichechidae. Gene Ontology annotation, cellular component: plasma membrane. Gene Ontology annotation, biological process: negative regulation of Wnt signaling pathway.